Lycium ferocissimum is the source of this 1945-nucleotide messenger RNA. RefSeq lists its product as uncharacterized. The record is from RefSeq and is a predicted model, not a curated record. The coding region runs from base 198 to 1634 and encodes 478 amino acids. Gene Ontology annotation, cellular component: vacuole. The transcript has 2 exons. Lineage: Eukaryota; Viridiplantae; Streptophyta; Magnoliopsida; Solanales; Solanaceae.
UCCCCCAUUAUUCUACAGAAAUUGCUUUCUUACUAAUCUCAGCACCAAACUAAUCUUCCUUAGUUUGAACGAAAGUCCAGCAUCCUGACUUUGAAGCCCACUUUUCAACUAAAACCCAUCAUUUCUUUUCCCUUCCUUCACACUCCAUUUCCCAUCAAGAACCAACAAAUGAACUGUUGAGUAACACCGAACCAAAGAUGAUGAAUUCUGAUUCAAUCAAGCCUAUGGCAGUACCAACAAAAGAGGAAGAUACUACUUCUUUGCUUUCUUUUGACACAGAUUCUUCCCAAUCUACUCCUCCAAAAACCCCUUUAACUACAUUAAUUUUCACAGCUUUAAUUCUUGUUACUUGUAUAGCUCUAUCUACAGCUGUUGCCUUUGGUUUUCUCUUCUUUUCAUCCACUUCACAUGGUUCUCUAUCCAUUUCUAAUGUAUCAAGACCACUCAAGAAACUGAAACAUCCAGUUGUAAUCUUGAUUUCCUCAGAUGGAUUUAGGUUUGGAUAUCAGUAUAAAACAGAUACACCAAAUAUUAAUAGAUUGAUCAAGAAUGGUACAGAAGCUGAACUUGGCUUAAUUCCUGUGUUCCCAACUUUGACUUUUCCUAAUCAUUAUGCUAUUGUUACUGGUUUAUACCCUGCUUAUCAUGGUAUUAUAAACAAUUAUUUUCUUGAUCCUAAUACUGGUGAGGCUUUUAGUAUGGGGAGUCAUGAUCCUAAGUGGUGGCUUGGUGAGCCACUUUGGGAGACUGUUGUUAAUAAUGGUCUUAAGGCUGCUACUUAUUUUUGGCCUGGAUCUGAGGUGAAUAAAGGUGGUUGGACUUGUCAGGAAUUAUUCUGUAAGAGGUAUAAUGGUUCUGUCCCGUUUGAGGAACGAGUUGAUACUGUUUUGAAGUAUUUUGAUUUGCCUAGUGAUGAAAUUCCGUCGUUUAUGACACUUUAUUUUGAAGACCCUGAUCAUCAGGGUCAUAAGGUUGGUCCAGAUGAUCCUGAAAUCACUGAAGCGGUUGCGAGAAUUGAUGGGAUGAUUGGGAAGUUGAUUAAAGGUUUAGAAGAAAGAGGGGUUUUUGAGGAUGUGAAUGUUAUCAUGGUUGGGGAUCAUGGUAUGGUUGGGACUUGCGAUAAAAAGUUAAUCUUUUUGGAGGAUUUGGCUCCGUGGAUUGAAAUUCCAAAGGAUUGGAUACAGUCAUAUAGUCCAUUGCUUUCCAUUCGUCCACCACCGAGUUACUCUGCCAAGGAUGUUGUUACCAAGAUGAAUGAGGGCUUAAAGUCAGGGAAGGUUCAGAAUGGGCAGUAUUUGAAAGUCUAUUUAAAGGAGGAGCUGCCUGAUCGGCUGCAUUAUUCCGCGAGUGAUCGAAUACCACCCAUUAUUGGGUUGAUUGAUGAAGCAUUUAAAGUCGAACAGAAGAGCUCAAAAAGGAAAGAAUGUGGUGGAUCUCAUGGUUAUGACAAUGCCUUUUUCUCAAUGAGGACCAUAUUCAUUGGCCAUGGUCCUAAGUUUGCUAGGGGCCGCAAAGUCCCAUCUUUUGAGAAUGUUCAGAUUUACAACCUGGUUACCAAAAUCCUUAAUAUACAAGGAGCAUCCAAUAAUGGGACAACAUCAUUUCUAGAGUCGAUCCUUUUACCCAACCACUGAGAUUUAGCUAAUCAGGAAUGGAUUCUUUAUGCUACCAGAGGUCAGAGAAUAUCAUGUGAUUUUUGUAUGCUUCUCUUAACAAUUAGAAAUUAUUGUUAAGUUGAUUUAAGGUGAUGACCUAGUACUGAAGGUUAUGCACCUUUGUACCUCGUGGCAUCACUUCACUUUUGUUUGCUUUCAGAAUUAGUCUAUUAGGUGUUGCAACUUUUAUUUUAUAGCUGGCUUAUUAUAAGAUUAGUAAAUUUUUUGCUGUUAUGUAGAUAAAGAAUGAAUUGAUAAAUGAAUAUAAAUAUUUCAAUAUAUUUGUUAAA